AUGGAGAGCUACAAAUACACACCGCUUAGCAGCGAGCGUCAAGAAAUACGGCUGGUCUCACUUCUACCUGGAGCGGAGAAUACAGACAUUUGCAUCCGGAUUCUACACUACUCUUUGCUGAACCUCAGACGCUCCGCAAACCCGAUCCUUGAUCUGAAGGAGGCGGAGAACAGCGAUUCCGAGUGGACAGCUUAUGAAAGUCUUGACCAUCGCAUUCUGCUAGAGAACAAAGACGACCUGACAAAAUGGUACACUGACCCGCGAGCAGAGCCCGUCAAAGGAGGUUCAAACAAUAGCAUGCCCGGUGGGACCCUUUUUGAGGCGCUGUCAUAUGUAUGCGGAGGCGAUGACGAUCAAAAGAUGGCCUACGUACAGGGUGAAACGAGCGCGGUCUGCGACCUGUCGACAGUCGCUAUUCGAUGCAACCUUGACCAGGCGUUACGACAUCUGCGGGACAUGGAGGAGCCUCGUCUUCUAUGGAUCGAUCAAAUCUGUAUCAAUCAGAGCGAUCGGAAAGAGAAAGGCCAUCAGAUCGCCAGCAUGUCCAAGAUCUACGAAUCUGCAUCUCGUGUUGUCAUCUGGCUUGGAAAGGACUCGACCGCCAGCUCGCACGCGAUGACGACGCUCGAAUAUCUGGGCAGACAGGUUGUGAUAUCGCAGACUGAUCCUCACCUCUUUUUCCCCGAUCCGGAUGCCAGCGAGCCGGACUGGUAUCGGAGCAAGGCCGAGCUUUCCUACAGCACACACACAUGGUCCAGUAUUUGCGCACUGCUAAGCAGAGACUGGUUCGAGCGCUUGUGGGUAGUACAGGAGGUUCAACUUGGUGAUUCAUGUUCUGUGGUACAAUGCGGUCGCCACGAAAUCCGCUGGACGCAUUUGAGACAAGCCAUACUGACAAUCUACAAUAAACUUCGAUUGCCUUCAGACAGCUUGCGGCAGAUCGUUCGCCGAGCCGAGGAAAUCGCCUUGAAUCGCAACAGAAAGACCUUGAGCUUACUUCUGGAGGUCACGAAGAUGUCAAAGUGUGUCGACCCACGAGAUAGGAUCUAUGGUCUGCUCGGUCUGCUGAUGAAAGGAGAGCUUGAUAUGGACUUCAUGCCAGAUUACACUAAGGAGGUCGAUGAGGUGUAUAAGAUUGUGUUCCUCAAAGCUUCGUCGUUGACCGGACGUCUCGACUUGUUGCGACAUUGCGAGCAUGGCUCAUGGCCACAGAAAGAGAUUCCAUCGUGGGUGCCUAAUUGGAACGCACAAGACAAAGCGAACCACAUAGCAGCGUGGCUGGAUGCCGGCCGCGACCUGAUAAGACCCAUCGCGUGGACGCCUGAGGGAUUACUUGAGGUUGACACCGUCAAUCUCGGCAGAAUCAUCAGUACGGGCGAUGUUAUCUUGAGGCCUGGUGUCUCACCAGAGGAGCGAUUACGAUUCACACGCCAACUGGGCGAUAUGGAACCAUCGAUAGGGGACCGCAGUCCAUAUCUCACGUCUGGCGAAGACCUGCUUGGAGUGCACAUUUCCCGCCUCUGCUGGGGUUCCUUGCAAAACAAGCUGAUGGACUACCAUGUUUCAUCGCUGGAACAGUACAUGAAAGUGUACAAAGCCAUCUUCAACAGCACAUCAUCGGAGUCCUCCACCAUAAUCAAUGAGCCCCUGGUACGACAAAUCGAAUACUGGGCCAGCGGACGCCGCCUCUUCACCACUUCCCAAGGUCAUCUCGGAAUCGGCCCGGCACCGAUGCAAGUCGACGAUGCUGUCUGCGUUAUUCGCGGCUGCGGAGCUCCGAUGGUGCUGCGGCCUGUCAUGGACGAGACGGACAUCUUUACGGUCGUCGGCGAAGCGUACGUGCAUGGCAUGAUGGAUGGGGAAGCGAUCUUGGGUCCUUUACCGCCGUCAUAUACAGUACGCUAUCGACGUCUGUCCGAUGGUCAUUACCAGCAGCAUUUCUUCAGGUCGGACUCGGCAGGCAACGAGGAAAGAACGACUGAUCCACGACGUUCGAAUGUCGGCAGAGGAAGUAUUGCUAUGUCAUCUGCGUGCGAAACCACCGCCAUCUUGCUUGCGUGA
Molecule: messenger RNA, 2061 nt
Organism: Zymoseptoria tritici IPO323
Lineage: Eukaryota; Fungi; Ascomycota; Dothideomycetes; Mycosphaerellales; Mycosphaerellaceae
Exons: 2
Coding region: 1-2061 (686 amino acids)
Source: RefSeq, a predicted model, not a curated record